AUGAAUGACUAUACAGAUCUUCCCGACUUUGACUCCUUGCCGCCGGUUGAGGGCAUGCCUCAAGGGUGCGCAUGGGGCAUCUUCGACAAAAAUGGCAAGAAGGAUCAUCUUGGCUGUCUGAAUCUGCUUACUCCGGCUGUCGUUGCGAGAGCUAUGGAAGAGGCGAGGGAGGGUGUCUCGGUGUCACUGAACUGGGAGAUGAACGCCAUACCCCAGCCGGCAUUCGGUCGUAAAGCGCUUGUUCACAAGGUGAUAUCCGAAAAGACUCGGCCGGACAAUAUUCAUGUCUUCGACGACGAGGUAGAGUACAACACUCAAUGCUCCUCGCAAUGGGACAGCCUUGUGCAUUACCAUCAUCAGCCUACUGCGACGGGCUACAAUGGCUGCCAACCAACAGUCACAUCGCUCGAGCAAUCAGCCGGUCAGGAGGACAAAAGUGGCGAUUUGCCCACACUACAACACUGGCAUAAACGGGGAGGUCUAGUCGGCCGUGGUGUCCUGCUUGACUACCAAGAGUAUGCUGCAGCAAAGGGCAUCAAGUACGACUGCUUCUCAGACCAUCGAAUCAGCAUUGAAGAGUUGGAAGCGAUUGCCGCACAUCAAGGUACCGAGUUCAAGCACGGCGAUAUUCUUUUGCUGAAGACGGGUUACACGGAAGCCCUCGACGAGGCUGGUGCCGAGCGGCAUCCUGAGAUCUUCAAGCAAGGGAAGGCUGUGGGCGUGGACAACACAGUAGAGGCUGCAAAGUGGUUCUGGAACAGGCAUUUUGCUGCUGUUGCCGGAGAUGCGAUGGCCUUUGAGGCUCUGCCACCUCGGAGAGCAGAUGGAAGCAUAGCUGGUAUUGAUGAAAUGGUGCUGCAUCCUUACUUUCUUGCUCUUUUCGGCCUCAAUAUCGGAGAACUGUGGGACCUGAGGGCUCUUGGACAAACGUGCAAGAAGCUUGGUCGCUACUCUUUCUUGUUAACAAGCGCUCCGUUGAACGUGGCAGGCUGUGUUGGCUCUCCACCAAACGCUCUUGCUUUGUUCUGA
Messenger RNA from Cyphellophora attinorum, 1029 nucleotides. RefSeq lists its product as uncharacterized. The transcript has 3 exons. The record is from RefSeq and is a predicted model, not a curated record. Lineage: Eukaryota; Fungi; Ascomycota; Eurotiomycetes; Chaetothyriales; Cyphellophoraceae. Bases 1 to 1029 code for a protein of 342 amino acids. Gene Ontology annotation, molecular function: arylformamidase activity.